CAAAACAAAAUACGCGCGUCUCACAUCAGCCAUCCCUUUAUCAAUGGAAAAGACCGGGGUCCUCACGUUUAGUUCUCGCCGCCUGCGCCUGCGGCUCCAGGGAGUCUUGCAGGAGAAGCUCGAAGCCGCCGUUUUAGCCAGGCUUUUAGCAGAAGAGCGGCUAGAGGAGUUGAGGCUCGAGCUGGCCGAAGCAGAGCUGAAAAGGGACGAGGAGGCGCAGGAGCGUUUUCGGCUGUUGGUGCAGAUAGCAGCCGCGCCCACGCCCAGCCACGAGCCGCAGGGAGAGGACAGUGCAAUGGCUGCUCUCAUGAAGUUGCAGAACCGGAAGAAUCGCAACGACACGCCGGCUGCUCCAGCUGAAGUGGAGGAGACCCCUGCACAGAAAGUGGCGGCCAUCACACGAAGCCCAAACCUGGAUGCUUACCAGGAGGCCUUGCGUGUGCUCCAUGAUGCUUCUCAGCAUGAGGUGUCGCAGUUGCAGAAGCAAAUUGCCGAACUGGACCAAGAUUCCAACAAGGUCCCGCGAUUGAAGAACGACCAAAAGGCCUUGACCAACAGGCAGAACUUGCUGCAGGAGCGCAUGGCUGACCUGGACACCGAGACGCUGGCGCUCGCGGAGACGGCCAAGGCCGGUGAAGAAUUGCUGGACUUGCGUGACAGCGUGGUACAUGAGUUGCGUCAGGAGGUGGAGCGACGAGAAGAACGCUUGGGGAAGUUGGAAGAUCUGGUCCUGAAGUUGGACAAGGACCGUCGGCGGCUCAUGGAAGAGGCCGAGAGAGAUGCCUUAGAUGCCAAGCAGUUGAGGGAAGAGGUCGUGAGGCUGAUGGAUGGAAAUCUUCAGGGCGAGCGGACGUCUGCGGAACAGGUCCACUCACGCUUGGCUGUUGCCACCGUGCAGAGGAGCCUGGCCCGCCUGGAUUUGGCCACAGCACAAGCGAAGGCGAACGCCUUCGCAGACUGCGUGCCCAAGACCUGGGUCGUCGAAGAGGCGACCGGUCCUGCAGCGACGUUAUCCCUGGCCUUGGCACGUGGAACCUGCGCCCAGGCGGCCGAGGGGCUCCUUUUUCGCUUGGAGGUCUUGGGACGGCGAAGCGCUCAAGAGUCCCACCGCCCACCAUGUCGCCUGGAGCUCUGCGAGGUCGCCUCCGCUUCCUUCCGCACAGCCGCAGCCUUGGCCUCUGCCCUAGAUGGAGGCCUUUGCGAGGCUUCAGUUGAGGCAGCCAAGGCUUUGGAGGCUCAGUUCAGGCGGGUGGAGCCGAAAUUGAAGGAGGUGAUGAGCAGGAAGACCCUGGACUCUCCCAGUCAGGUGUUGAGUUGCCUUCAGGACCUCGAGGCCCUCACGCAGCAGUUGCCAAAAAGCCAGAGCCGCCGGGUCGUUGGGCUGCAGCUGCAACGCUUUCAGGUGGCGUUCGCCUACGGUGCUGCUUCGGCUUCGGAACCGGUGACUGCGGGCGAGUCGACUACACCGGUGGAGCUAGCCAAGGAGGCGCCGGAAGAUAGCGCCAUGGCCGCCCUGAUGCGGCUUCAGAACCGCAAGAAGAAGAAGGAGGAGGAACCCACCAUGCCCUCCGCGGACGCAGAUGCGGCGGACGUGGAGAACAGCGCAACAGAGACAGCCCAAGCGGCGGAGAGCGCGGCUGGUGUGCCGGUCGAGGUGGAGCAAUUUCAUGAGGAGCAAUGGGCUGAACUCGCACAGCGGCUUCAAGUGCUUCAGCACGCAGUCGAGCCCAAGAACUGGCCUGGGGGCCCUGAGCUCCAGCGGAUUGGCAAGGCGAUUGAGGUGGGUCUUAGUCGAUGCUCUACUGGUGGUGAGGAGCCCUUGAGCUUCUGGCGAGCACUCAAGACAGCCUCGGAGUUCUGGGAAACGCUGCUGCCAUCCCUGGAGAAGCGGGCGCCGCUGGCGAAGGGUGCAGAGGAGCUCAGCCUCUCUUCAGCACGAGUCAGUGCAACGCUUCCGGCAUGGGCCGACAGCAGCUUAGAGGUGCAGAGUCGAAUUGAAGAGAUCGAUGAGAAGCAACGGGAGGUGCGCGAUGCCAACCAACGUUUGAAGGAGAAGCAGAAAGAGCUGGCAUUGGCUGAGGAGGAGAUGCAAAAGGCCGAGGGCCGAGCGAGGGACCUCAAGACCCAGCUGAGUGCCAUGCUGCAAGCCAACCAGACCAGCGAGGCCUUGCAGGCAGAAGAAGAAGAGCUCCGGCAGACGGUGGCCCUGAAGGCGAAGCAGCAGGCGAACCUGGCUCAACAAUUGCAUGAAGCCAAGGCAAAGAGAGAUCACCUUGAAGAACUACAUCAGGACGAAGAGAAGAAGAGAGCCAAGCUGGAAGAGAGCAUUGACAAGAUGCGGCAGCGGCCAAAGCAAGAUGAGGAUGGCCGAGCCACAGCACCCGAGCUGGCCGCCUUACGGCUUGCGCAGAAAAAAGGAGCGCGUGAGCUAUAUCGCCUACAGGUGGCAGGCAUGGAGGAGCUCCUUCCCUUCCCGUCACAGAAGGAGACCUCACACAAAGAUGAGGCCUUGGAGAAGUACAUCCUCCUGCGGAAGAGCCUCUUGAAGCACUUGAGUGGCACGCGGAUUCACAGGCUAGGAGUUCACCACACAGAUGCUGAGGCGUCUUUGCGGGUGCAGGAGCUACACCUCCAAUGGUCGGAAGCACGCUCUACGCAAAAACUCGAUGCAGAGGUGAAGAGCGGAUCUCCUCAUGGAGGCGCAGCAGGCCUCGGUGCAGAGAAGGUGCUGAAGAUGUCCUUGACGCUCCAAAGUCCCAGGUGGGCCUCCACGAAGGUGGAGAAAGACCUUCACACAUCAAGUUGGUCAGAGAUUAGAGAGAUCCAUCAGGCCACCAACCCCGUGCUGAGCGCCUCAAAAUGAGACGUGCAGGCCUUGGAGUCAUAUGUCCACUGUGUCUUCCGACGGGUUCAUCUUGCAUACCAAACAAACUGCCUGUUAGUACCGGAAAUCGUGGACGAUUCGGCAUGCAAGGGUGGUGCAAGAGUCCUUGAUCAAUGGCAGGAUUGAUCAAUGGAUGGAUGGACACUCAUGAUUACUCUUAUGACACAUUUCUUCAAUGACAUUCCGACUUGAGUGUCAAGAGCUCCGACAGAAGUGGGUAUGUUCCAGCUGCAAGUCACCUGAUGCUUGAACAACUGAGACAUGUGGUGUAUGGCGUCGGUGCUGAUAUCUCUCAAGCCGAUUCGAAGAAAAACGAAACACAAAGC
Messenger RNA from Durusdinium trenchii, 3210 nucleotides. Lineage: Eukaryota; Dinophyceae; Suessiales; Symbiodiniaceae. The record is from the annotation of a GenBank genome assembly.